Messenger RNA from Symbiodinium sp. CCMP2592, 1698 nucleotides. The record is from the annotation of a GenBank genome assembly. Lineage: Eukaryota; Dinophyceae; Suessiales; Symbiodiniaceae.
AUGACGAGCCUCCAGCAUGCACAAUACGGCAGUGGACAUCUGGGCCGCUCACGGCAGAAGGCAACCUUGACGCGCUCGCGGCGAGUCACGCAACGCACACGGCUUCGUGCACCGGUUGACGCUGUGGAGGCGGACGAUGGCUUUUUCAAUACCGGCCUUCGCCUGCAGGAGGUGAGCCAACUGACCGUGCUGACGUGGCUGGCAUUUCAACUGCUUUCACUCGUGCUGCAGUGGCAGUUCUGGCAAGAGGUGAGAACGAACUUGGAUUUGUUUGGUGAGACUUUAACUGUGCACUGCGCGCAAGAUGUCUCCCAGCAUGGUGUUUGUCACGGUCCAAUCUGGAACGUCUCAGCCUGGCAUGAGUUCGUUUUGCACGGCAAGCCUUCAAGGUUAUGGCAUGCGGAAUUGCCCUCAGUCCACCUGCGGACACAUGCUCGAUUGGUUGACUCGAUCCCUGCCAUUGAUGCAGAGAUUGUCCAGCUGGAGCAGGAGACAGCCAACCGCUUGAAGCAGCUGCGUGAGAGGCGUGCUGAGCUGAUGGUUCUGCAGGGCUUGACGCCCACGGGCCUUAACCACUCGGUUACCGGUCGCGCCUUCAACUCGACGUACAUCUUCCAAUUCGAAACACGCUCCUCGCCUCCGGUUUUCCUGCUGUCGCUGAAUCCCGUCGCACGGUCACAUCGUGCAGGGGAGAUGCCGCCAACUAUCGUGCCAUCGGAUGACGUGGAAGGCAGUGAUCUGUGGCCAUGGUCCUUGCAAGUACGACGCUUGGAGCCGACACAAGCGGCGGCCGACUAUCAGCGGUUUGGCUCCGGCGAGAAGGUGAUCACCAUCGAGGACCAGUCUGUGGAAGCCGUCUCCUCGGUGCAUCAGAAGGGCUACGUCCGCUGGGAGGUGAUGGUGCAAAGCUCCGACUUGUCUGGGAAGCAGACUCGCUUCGUGGUUUUUGUCGAAGACUUUCAAGCGCCACAUCUCGAUGCGAUUUACGCCAAUUCCCAAUGCUCGUUGACGAAAGCGUGGAAGGCUUUCAACAAGCAGCAUCAAGGGCAUCAUCACCAUGCCCUCGUUUGGUGCAGGACGCUGCUGGGAUAUCUCCUUCCAUUCGGCAUGUUGACGACGCUGGCUGUCUAUUGGCGAGCACUGAAAGGCGCUCCUCGGCACGAGCCGCCAGCGGAUCCGGAUCUCGACGUUGAACUGAGCAAGGCUCCACCUGGCGACACCUCCGGCUGCUGUAGCUGUGGCUUUCAAGCCAUAAUCCUCGUGAAGCUGGUGGUUAUGGAUGUUCCACAGCAGGCUUGCAUCGUUCUUUAUCUCCUCGGCUGGUAUGAGCAGGAGGGGCUUCGUUGCCAGCUCUGCCUCUUCCAUCCGCAGCACUGCCAGCCAGAGCAUCCCUUCCGUUUGGCCAACUCUGCUGCCUUCUUGUGCACGCUGCUGUCUUCAGUGGCCAAUCAGAUAAUCAUCGGCCCCAGUCAGAAGCACAAGGCAUCCGGCGAACCCGGCGCAGAAUGGGUAGUGAGGAUUGGUCUGCUAUGUGUUUCAAUUCUGCCCUUCACCACCGGGGUGUACUGGUCCACCUCCGCGCUUGUCUGGACACCUGUGCUCGCUCGGAUACUCUUUUUUCUGCCGUGUGUCAUAGGCUGGUUCUGCAUAUUUGCGACCGUACUGUCUUGCCUGGUGGCUUGCUGUGCUGAAGCGUGA